UCAGAUCAGACUGUUCUUCGUCAUUAUAAUUAUAUUAUACUUGAAAAUGAGUUCAAGUGAUAAUUGGUAUUACUCAUCAUCUGAUCAAACAUAUCCUUAUUUUAAUCAUGAUAAUAUUAUGAGCAUUAACACCCAAUUAUUCCCUUCUUCUGCUCCUAUUUUCUCUGAUAAUAUUACUUCCUCUGAACCUCAAUCUUAUUCGCACCAUCAUGCUCUUCCGGAUCUUGACAUAGAGACAGUCGAAAAAGGUGAAAGCAGUAAGCUUGGUUUGAAGCUAACAAAAACACCAUCACUGAUGAAUUUAUUUAGUAAGAGUAGUAGUAGCAUCAGUAAUACUAAUGUAUCAAAUGAUCGGUUCGGAUCUCCAGAAAAGCUCAAGGCAGUUAACUUCCAUGCUUUGUCUCUGCAAAUUGGCUCUUGGAUGAGAGAAUCAAGGCAUGAAGGAGAUUUGGUAGCAAAGUGUUACUUCAAAAAAAGGCAACUAGUUUGGGAAGUUCUAAAUGGGAACCUCAAGAACAAGAUUGAGUUUUCAUGGUCCAAUAUUUCAGCCAUUAAAGCUAAUUUUCACACUAAUGGGCCUGGUGUUCUUCAUAUCUUGUUGGAAAAACCUCCGUUGUUCUACCAAGAAGUUAACCCACAACCUCGGAAGCAUACUAAUUGGGAACAAUCUGGGGAUUUCACUAAUCAACAAGCUUCCUUGAUAAGGAAACACAGGAUAACAUUUGGGCCAGGAGUGUUGGAGAAGCAUUAUAACAAAAUAAUACAGGCCGAUUCCAAGCUGCAUCACUUGAGUGAACAACCUUUCCCAGAUCAAGCUUCCAUCUACUUCCCUGAAAUUCAUUUUUCCAACCAAUUCUGUUUCCAAAAUCUUGCUCCCACUCUGCCUACACAAUUUCCAGGCCAUAGUAUGAGCUACUCAGAAAACUAUUUCCCUACAAGUGGAAAUGAAGCAAUUAAUGAAGAUGUUUCAACGGUUAAUUAUGAUUAUCAACAAUAUUAUGUGGAUAAUCAAUCGUACUCCAACGUAACAAGUGUUCCAAUACCAAUGUCAACAAAUGCAGGAAUUGAAACGACGACGUUAGGCUAUGAAGAUGAUUAUAUACAACAGCAGAUGGCAGCAAUGAUCAGUACUGGUCUUCCUUCCCACCAAUUAAGUUAUGAUUAUCAAAAUCAGCAUAGUUAUGAUGUAGCAGGAAAUCAAUGGCUAUGAUUUCAUUAUCUUCUUAGGAUCGAUCACUGUUAAUUUUCAUGUAAAUAAUUUGGUGAAGCCAAGAAAAUAUUUUAGCUUAAUUCCCAACUUCAAUGAGUUCAUUAGUGUAUGAAGUUGUAUAUUGUAUGUUGUUGGGUUUCAUUCAAUGAAUGGCACUGUUAUCAUUUGGUCUGUUUGGUAAUCAAUAUUAAAUGGUAAAAAUA
Molecule: messenger RNA, 1413 nt
Organism: Amaranthus tricolor (Joseph's coat)
Lineage: Eukaryota; Viridiplantae; Streptophyta; Magnoliopsida; Caryophyllales; Amaranthaceae
Exons: 6
Coding region: 47-1210 (387 amino acids)
Source: RefSeq, a predicted model, not a curated record